UCUUUUCGAGUUUCGUCUCUCAUCCUCAUCCCUCUUCCUCACUAAUGCUUUUGUUUUACAUCGACUCUUAACCUCACAUAUAGCAACUCCUCCAUCUAACUUGCAUAUUCCGUCUCAUCAUUUGCUUUGGAAAGUAGCAGAGCCUGCUUUGCCUCUUGUGAUUUCUCUCAUCAACUUUCUCCUUUCCCGUAACCUUGCCUUGUCUUUCUUGUUCCAUUUCCCAAGUAGCAUUCAAUCCGGACAUCUUGACCAAUAUCUGCGAUGGUCUUUAAACAAUGGUUACUGCAGAUAAAUAUUUCUCUUUCAGCAUUAGUCCUUCUGCCGGGGAGCCAGCAGACUCAUUUUUCCUGGGCUCCGGCAGCGACGUUUGCAAUUCUGGCCGCCUGGGGGGUAACGGGGAUUUUCCUCGGCUUUCUUCACAAGCGAUAUUUUCUAGAGAACCCUCAGCGGACGAUACUGUAUCCGCUGCAAGUGUGGCUACCGUUUGUGAUGGUGCUGCAGCCGUCGCUUGCGGAUGUGAUAUUGCUUCUGCCGCUAGCCACAACAGCCGCCAUGAUUUUCAUGGCAGCACAAAGAAGAAAUCCAGAUCUCGACGAUUUGGGGCUUCCCAUUCCAGUUCCUGGGCCGCGACGGCUACGGAUGCGCCGAGCGCUUUUGCUGCCAGCGGCGCAAAAUAUCUGACAAAAGCCCAAGCAUUUCCACAUCUUCCUUAUAAGACCCCCAAGGAAGAAACGCAAGAAAAGCAACAUCGCGAGUGUGAUGCCUACGCCGAGAUGGCAUUGCAAAAGACGACGCAAGGCCAAGAAGCGCCUCUUUUUGACCAGGAGCUUUUAGCCGCCCAAGUCAAAAGCAUAUACGCUGGACUUGUUAUGGUCGAAACUAAAUGUAUCGAGGUUGACAACGCCCAGUCCCCACCAAAUGAACCUGAGGGCAUCGAAGUUGAUGAUGCACUCAUCCCUCAAAACUGGCUGGGAUUUGCGCUGAACAACAGCAUCGACCUGCCAGCACUAAUAGCUCUUCAUAGUACUCUGCUUCAUGAGCAGCACGACUUUUUCCUAGCAAGCCGGCAUCCUGCAGCAAGCCCCGCACUACGGCGCCUGGCAUCAAAAUAUGCUAUGCCCGCGCGCAUGUGGCGGCAUGGCAUUCACUCGUUCCUUGAACUACUUCGCCUUCGCCUACCUGACUUGAUGGAGCACAUGCUUACGUUCAUCUACCUUGCAUAUACUAUGAUGGCAGUCUUAUAUGAGACUGUCCCUGCCUUUGCAGAUACUUGGAUAUAG
This is a messenger RNA of Trichoderma harzianum CBS 226.95, 1280 nucleotides long. RefSeq lists its product as hypothetical. Gene Ontology annotation, molecular function: protein binding. The coding region runs from base 276 to 1280 and encodes 334 amino acids. NCBI's taxonomy places the organism in Eukaryota, Fungi, Ascomycota, Sordariomycetes, Hypocreales, Hypocreaceae. The transcript is spliced from 3 exons. The record is from RefSeq and is a predicted model, not a curated record.